This is a messenger RNA of Peronospora belbahrii, 513 nucleotides long. The record is from the annotation of a GenBank genome assembly. NCBI's taxonomy places the organism in Eukaryota, Oomycota, Peronosporomycetes, Peronosporales, Peronosporaceae.
AUGAAGUACGUUUCGUUGGUGGGUAAAGCAUUUUUAGACGUGUAUCAUCUGAACGACAUGGCGGAUUCGAGUAUAGCGCAGAACGAGGUGAACCUCGUGGAUCUGUCGCUGGAACAGCUGAAUGCAUUGAAAGGACAGCUAGAGAAGGAGUUGCAGCAGUUGACAGUGUCGUUUGGUGGACUGCGGGAAGCUCAAUCACGGUUUACUGAGUCCAAGGAAGCGCUUCAGAACAUGGCAACUGCCGACCUGAACAAGGAAGUGCUCGUGCCUCUGACGGCAUCCAUGUUUGUAGCUGGUAAAUUGGCUAGUAAGGAAGAAGUGCUGGUGGAUGUGGGUACGGGGUACUUUGUCGAGCAAUCAAUUACAAAGGCCGAGCAAUUUAUGGACCGAAAAGUAGAAUUCUUGGAGACAAACACGGAACAGCUCAAGACGGUUAUUGAUGGCAAGCGUAACAUGCUUGAAGCUGUGCUGAUGAUAAUGCAGCAGAAGAUACAAGAAACACAGCAUGCUUAG